Messenger RNA from Conger conger (European conger), 2698 nucleotides. RefSeq lists its product as uncharacterized. The transcript has 13 exons. The record is from RefSeq and is a predicted model, not a curated record. NCBI's taxonomy places the organism in Eukaryota, Metazoa, Chordata, Actinopteri, Anguilliformes, Congridae. The coding region runs from base 11 to 2131 and encodes 706 amino acids.
UUCAGUCAGCAUGGCUCCCCACACACUGCUGCUACUCCUGGCUAUGAUCACUGGCACAUUCUGCUCGCACUACGGUGGUAUCCAUAUUGACUACUACCCAAAGGGAAAAUGCGAAAACGGAUUCUACCAGGUGGAUCUGCGGUUCAAGGAGAGCUUCCUGGGCUCCUGUAGCCUCAGUAACCCCUGGAGCUGCUCCACUGGGGACUGUGGGGUCGUUGCUUCAACUCAAAUUAGCACUGUAUUCAGUGGAACUGAGGCUUGUCAAAAUGAGGGAAUCCUGACUGUUAACGUGACAACGAACAAGCCUUUUGAAAUUAGCUACGGUUCAUGUUGCUGGGUGCACAAUGUACACACUAAUUCUGGCAACUGGAAGGCGGUGUCACAUGUGGAUCUGGGAAUCAGGUCAGACACAAGAGCUUCAAACAGAUCUCCACUAAUGACUAUCCUGCCGGUUAUCAGUCUUGCAAAAAAUUGCCCUGCCACAAUCAAACUGUUGAGUCAUGACCAGGAUGGAGACCAGGUCAGAUGUAGAUUUGGAAAUAAUGGUGACUGUAGUGUGUGUGCUUCCCACGCACAAUUCCACCUGGAUGAAGAGACCUGUGAGCUGCAUUACCGUGGCAAUGCUGCCACUGGUACCCAUGUGUUUGAAAUUGUUGUGGAGGACUUUCCCACAAAUGAUAUCUGGCUAUCUUACUCUGAUGGAACUAAAACAGUAAAACACCCACUGCCUUCAACUCCCAGUAGCUCUGUAACACCAAUAAGCAAGAUUCCUUUACAAUUUGUUAUCAAGGUGAAGCCGUCAUUGGUGAAUUGUACUGAAGGCUUGCUCAUACCUGCUCUUGUGGACCCAAGUCCAGAAGAUGGAGAAAUCUUGAAUGCCCCAGUAGGCAAGCCCCUGGAAAUCUACAUUGCUGCAGAGGCUCAACAGUCACAGCUGACUGACAUAGUGGUGACUGGGCCUUUAGGCAUCAGUAACACCUUUACUGGAUCUAAUGAAAUUAUCACAAAAUGGACGCCAACAGAAAGAGAAGUGGGUGACGAGUUUCCUGUCUGCUUCAGUGCAGAGUCCCAGAGUGGGGGGGAUUUCUACCAUUCAACGAUGCGAUGUGUCAUCGUGAAGGUUAAACCUAAAAUUGGUGAAAGGAAUGUGAUUUGCACGGAGACAACCAUGAUGCUUGAAGCUGAGAGGUCCUUAGUCCAGGGAUUGGAUGGAACUUCCUUUAGCCUCCUCGACCCAUCAUGUGCAGUGUCUUUCAAUAACACCCAUUUGUUCGCCAUCACACCCCUGGACGGCUGUGGAACAGUGGCUGAGGGGACAGGUGAAAAUGUCACCUUCAGAAAUGAACUUAGGAAGGUAGAAAAAGCUGGUGCUGUCAUUACCAGGACAGAUGACAUUGAGAUUGAUUUCUCAUGUAGCUUCACUAAAAAGGGGAGUGUAUCUACAUACUUCAAGGCACUCAAACGUGCCAUGGUGUACACGGAGGAUGGCUUUGGCAAGUUCUCCUUUGAGUUCCAGUUCUUCCACAGUCAGCAUUAUGACAUAAAUGUGGACCCCCUUACUUACCCCAUCGAAGUAAGGCUGAAGGAAAUGAUCUACAUGCAAAUAAAAUCAAAAUCUUCCCUUCAAAACACCGUGCUCUUUGUGGAGUCCUGCAAAGCCACCCCAGAAGAUGGCCCCAACCACGCCACAUUUUACAGCAUCAUUGACAAUGGCUGUAAGAUGGAUAAAACUGUGCAAGUAUAUCCAUCUCAGAGCAAUCAAUUCCGCUUUGGAAUGCAAGCGUUCAAAUUCAUUGGGCUGCAUACUGAGGUGUACAUGAGCUGCUCAGUCAUGCUGUGUCUGGCUGGAGAUCCUAACACAAGGUGUGCACAAGGGUGCAUCAGUCAGAGCCAUAUUGCUAAGAGAUCUGUGCCUGGACAGACUGCCAGACACGACAUAAUGCAGGGCCCAUUGCGGCUGAAGAGGAGCUCCGAUGAUGAAGGUCUCCGUUUUUCAAGUAUUUCCAGUGUGAACAUCAACGUGAAUGUCCUGGCUGUAACCUUCCUGGCUGCCAUGGCCCUUGUGUGUGCAGUGGUGGUCUACAAGAUAAAGAAGUCAAGCGAGAAUCUAGUUCCCUCCUCUGAAAUCUGAGGCAGUGAACACAGAUUUGUCUGAAUAAAAGCCAAGUUAGAUUUCAUAAAACCUUGAAUCACAUUAUUUAUUUCAGGUACAGAAUUAUACAAAAUUUCAGUUCCACAGUCAAUUGCAAUUGCAAUUACAAAUCAUAUGCAAACACAUUGGGAUGCAUGUUAAUAUUAGGGUAGUAUCAGCUGAUAAAAUCUUAAAACAAGAUUAAUGCAUGAUUUUCACCAGCCGGAUUCACAAUUAAAUCCAGACCCAGUAGCACUUUAGGCUAAUGCCUUCUACUUACAAAUAGGACAUUUAAAAUACUUUGUUAAUGAAGUCAGUUUUUUUGUUGAGGUCUCAGCUCAAUUUACAAGUACUCCACGUUUAAUUCACUUUCACAUUUUAAUGGAAACAUUGCUAACUAUGUAUAAUAUAUAUGCAUGGGUUGCUUUUUCCAUUGUUAAGACUGAGCCUUCUUGUUCUCUUUGGUGUGUCAUAAACAUUUGGGGCAUUGAUUGUGUAGAUGGUCUGCUUUGUUUUUAGAAAACAAAUGAGGACCUGGAUGUAGUGAGUAUUUGAUUAAUAUUAAUA